Spinacia oleracea (spinach) is the source of this 841-nucleotide messenger RNA. RefSeq names its product MYB-like transcription factor EOBI. Gene Ontology annotation, molecular function: sequence-specific DNA binding; DNA-binding transcription factor activity. Lineage: Eukaryota; Viridiplantae; Streptophyta; Magnoliopsida; Caryophyllales; Amaranthaceae. The record is from RefSeq and is a predicted model, not a curated record. The transcript is spliced from 3 exons. Gene Ontology annotation, biological process: regulation of DNA-templated transcription. Gene Ontology annotation, cellular component: nucleus. The annotation marks the transcript as partial.
AUGAUGAGAAUAGAAAACGUACGUAAGGGACCUUGGUAUGAAGAGGAAGAUGAGAGGCUUAAAACUUUUGUGGCGGUUUUGGGUGCACGACGAUGGGAUACAGUAGCUAAGAUAUCAGGGUUAAGGAGGAGUGGAAAGAGCUGCAGGUUAAGAUGGUUGAAUUAUCUUAGACCUUGUCUAAAGCAUGGUUGUAUCACUCCACAAGAACACCAACUUAUACUUAAAUUACAUGACAAAUGGGGUAACAAAUGGGCUAAGAUUGCUCGAAGAUUACCGGGAAGAACAGAUAAUGAGGUUAAGAACUACUGGAGAAGUCAUCUUAGAAAGGAAGAGCAAAUGCAAAAUUCAUUGUUGGAAUUGCACCACCCAACAUCAACAUCAACAUCAACAUCAACAUCAACAUCAACAUCAUCAUCAUCACCAUCAUCAUCAUCAUCAUCAUCCCCUGCAUCUAACAUUUCUUUCGUACAAACAUCUUCUUCAAAUGAUCAUACCACCAUGCCCAACAAUUAUUCUAAUCAACAAAAAGUCGAUACGAUCACUCCAGAAAUAUAUAGUGAUGACAGUAUUUUUGAAGCCGGACGUCUAUCAGAUUCUAUCAACUCACCUUAUGAAAACCGGCUAUCGGAUUGGAUGAAUAUGCUGUCAGAGGAUCUAACUUAUAACGAUAACUACAGUACAGGCUGUUGGGAAAUUAGUAAUGGUUCACCAGAUUUAUGUUUAGAUUAUCCAAUCACCUGGUGUAUUGAAUAUGCUACUGUUGCAUGGGAUACCAAUUGGGAUAUGGAUUUGUUCAAUAUAAAUUUAUAAAACCUUUUGGUUUGCUAGCUUAAUUUUUAGA